Messenger RNA from Drosophila pseudoobscura, 2084 nucleotides. Its product is annotated as cytochrome P450 4e2-like. The transcript has 6 exons. NCBI's taxonomy places the organism in Eukaryota, Metazoa, Arthropoda, Insecta, Diptera, Drosophilidae. The record is from RefSeq and is a predicted model, not a curated record. Gene Ontology annotation, molecular function: iron ion binding; monooxygenase activity; heme binding. Bases 458 to 2038 code for a protein of 526 amino acids.
CUUUUAUGUUCUCGUUUUUAGUUUGAAUCAAAAAGUUUUAUGUUCUUUUCUCGUGUACCGUAAACUGAACGAUACACUACUUGGAGCCAAUAUUAAUGGGAACAGCAUAUUUUUAGGAUUGAUGAAAGAACAGAUAAAAACAACUUCUCAAUUGCGCAGUUCCCAGUUCUAGAAGAAACAGAAAGUUUCUGAGAAUCAUCAUGAAAUGCCCACUGGCAUAAAUGGCAAUGCCAUAAUGACGGUGCUCGCCCCCCACACUUAUCACUGUUAUAGACACAAAGCUUACAAACUGCCGAAUCAUGAUGAGCGUACGGUGUCUAGUCGACGUUGUCAACAGACAGACGAAAAAUAUGAGAAUCGUGUUGGUUGCGCUUCUAUUUAAGACUUGCGCAGACCCCAAUCUAAUGCCAUAUUCUUAAUUUACCGAGCACUGAAAGGCAUAUUGUCGGGAUCGAAAAUGUGGCUGGUGUUAUAUGCGUUUCUGGCCUUGCCGCUGCUCGUGUGGCUCUACCAGGAGUUGACAACAUUCCGGCGAAGACGAUUGUUGAAAAAGUUCCAUGGACCCAAACGAUUGGCCAUCGUCGGCAAUGCCCAUCAGAUGGGUAAAAAUCCUACAGAAAUUCUCGACCAGCUAUUUGCUUGGUGGUACCAAUACGAUAAGGAUAACUUCAGCUUCUGGAUAGGACCCAAACCCAAUAUAGUGGUCACAAAGCCCAAGUACAUAGAGUAUAUACUCACCAGUCAGACCCUGAUAAAAAAAGCUUAUAACUAUGCUCUAACCCAACCAUGGUUGGGUUUGGGCCUAGUCAAUAGCAUGGGCAGUAGGUGGCACAAGCAUCGAAAGAUUAUUACGCCCUCCUUCCACUUCAACAUCCUGCAAGACUUCCACAAGGUGAUGGACGAAUAUUCCACCAAAUUCGUGCAGAAACUGAAAAAUGUGUCAGCUGGGGAUAGUAUUUUCGAUAUUCAGGAUCAGGUUGCCUACUUGACCCUAGAUGUAAUUUGCAACACAGCCAUGGGAGUGUCCAUUAACGCAAUGGAAAACCGAACGUCCGACAUAGCGCAAGCAUUCAGGGACAUAUGCGAAAACGUGAGCGUGAGGUCCUUCAGUGUGUGGAAGCGUAAUCAAAUGCUCUAUCGAUUGGCUCCCGACUACCCCGCCUAUUGUAAGACGCUGAAGACCCUGCGGGACUUUACCCACGAUGUCAUCGAGAAGCGCGUCAAGGCCCACAAAGACGGUACCGCUUCAACAAGCCAGGGCGAUGAGUUUUCCGGAAAGAAGAUGGCAUUUUUGGAUACCUUACUCUCAGCAACAGUUGACGGUCGCCCUCUGACUUCCCAAGAGCUGUACGAGGAAGUCUCCACAUUUAUAUUUGCAGGCCACGAUACGACCACUUCGGGAAUUUCUUUUGCUAUGUAUUUGCUCUCCAGACACCAAGACGAGCAACGAAAAUUAUUCGAUGAACAGCGCGAAGUGAUGGGUGACUCCGAAAUGGGUCGAGACGCAACCUACCAGGAAAUCGCACAAAUGAAAUAUUUGGAUCUGUUCAUCAAAGAGGCCCAGCGCGUCUAUCCCAGCGUACCAUUCAUUGGUCGCUAUACCGAAAAGGAUCAUUUAAUUGAUGGUGACCUCGUGCCAAAAGGUACCACCCUAAAUUUGGCACUCAUUAUGCUCGGCUACGAUGAUCGUGUGUUCAAGGAUCCCCACAAAUUCCGACCCGAACGAUUUGAGCUGGAAAAACCCGGUCCCUUCGAAUACGUGCCCUUCAGUGCCGGUCCCCGCAACUGCAUUGGCCAGAAGUUCGCCAUACUGCAGAUAAAGACCGUGGUAUCCAAGAUAGUGCGCAACUUUGAGGUUCUGCCCGCCGUAGAUGGACUGGAGUCUAAAGACGGAUAUCUUAAUACUACUAUGGGCUUGCCCACAGCGGAGAAAAUUAAGAAAGAGGCAUAUCGACACAAAUACGAUCCAAUUCUGUCUUCCGCGAUUACACUUAAGUCUAUCAACGGUCUUCAUAUCCGAUUAAGGGAGAGGAACUAGAUCAAAAGUUGAUCAAUAAACAUAGUUUUUUGCUUGAUAAAUUCCA